This is a messenger RNA of Cyclopterus lumpus (lumpfish), 5979 nucleotides long. RefSeq names its product transmembrane protein 131 (gene tmem131). Gene Ontology annotation, cellular component: membrane. Lineage: Eukaryota; Metazoa; Chordata; Actinopteri; Perciformes; Cyclopteridae. The coding region runs from base 165 to 5498 and encodes 1777 amino acids. The record is from RefSeq and is a predicted model, not a curated record. The transcript is spliced from 41 exons.
UAAGUCCACCGACCUCCACCCGGAACCAACAACAGAAGAAGAAGCAGCGGCAGACCGAGAGGGCCGACGUCCUGCCCGGAUGGUAGUUAGCUGCUCGGCUAUGAUCCACGGAGGCAGCGGAGGUUCACACGGCCGAGCCUCGACCCGACAGACAGACCCACAGCAUGGAGAGCCAAGAAAGAGCCCCGGGUCCUCGCCCCCGGGACACCGGAACCAGAACCCCGUGUGUCGGAUUAUUGAGGGUGUUAUUUAUUGCUUUUAUUCACUCGACGCGGGCCAAUAAACAAGCAUUCAUCCAGUCAGACACAAUACUAGAAGUUUUACAUUUUGGUGAGGGGAGCCUUUUACAGGCAGAGUCGGACAUUGAUUUUAGUUUAUAUCAUCAUCAAAGCGAGGCGCCUCACCGAGGGAACUGCCGCCCGAUACGCUUCGAGCCGCCGAUGUUGGACUUCCACGAACAGCCCGUCGGGAUGCCCAAGAUGGAGAAAGUUUAUUUACAUAAUCCGAGCUCAGAAGAAAUUAGCCUGAUAUCGAUAUCGGCAACAACAGCACAUUUUCAUGCAUCCUUUUUCCAGAAUAGGAUAAUCCCACCAGGAGGAAACACAUCGUUCGAUGUCGUGUUCCUCGCUCGAGUCGUUGGGAACGUAGAAAACACUUUAUUUAUUAACACGUCGCAUCACGGAGUGUUUACAUACCAGGUCUUUGGGGUCGGGAUCCCGAACCCCUACCGGCUGCGGCCCUUCAUCGGGGCUCGAGUCCCCGUAAACAGCAGCUUCUCCCCCCUCAUAAACAUCCACAACCCCUUCAGUGAGCCGCUGCAGGUGGUCGAGAUGUACUCCAGCGGAGGAGACCUUCAUCUAGAGCUUCCUACAGGUCAACAAGGAGGCACCGGAAAAUUAUGGGAGAUCCCUCCCUUUGAGACGAAGGGCGUGAUGAGAGCCAGCUUCUCCUCCAGAGACGUGGACAACCACACGGCCUUCAUCCGCAUCAAGACCAACGCCCCCAACGAGGACCAGUUCAUCAUCCUCCCGGUGGAGGUGGAGGUCACGUCCGCUCCCGGUAUUUACUCGUCUACGGAGAUGCUGGACUUCGGUACUCUGCGCUCACAAGAUCGUCCCAAACUGCUAAAUCUGCACCUUUUAAACUCGGGAACCAAAGACGUUCCCAUCACGAGUGUCCGGACGACGCCGUCAAACGAAGCCGUGGCCGUGGACUUCAAAGCGGUGACACUGAAGGCCGGAGAGAGCAGAUACACCAAAGUAGCAAGUAUUAGUUUUGAUGCCUCAAAGGCCAGAAGGCCGUUUCAGUUCUCUGGGAAGAUAACGGUGAAAGCCAAAGAGAAGAGUUACUCCAAGCUCGAAAUCCCUUACCAGGCAGAGGUUCUGGAUGGCUACCUGGGUUUCGACCACACGGCCACGCUGUUCCACAUCAGGGACAGCCCCGUGGACCCCGUGGACCGACCCAUCUUCCUCACCAACGCCUUCAGCUUCGCCAUCCGGAUCCACAACGUGUCUCUGCCCGAGGAGGCCAGAACCAUGUUCAAUGUGCAGAACCUCAGCGCUCCGAUCCUCAUUCCUCCUCACGAGUCGCGCUACAUCUUCUCGCUCCUCUUCCGGCCGGUCCGACCCUCCAUCCACAUCGACAGCAACAUCCUGCUCAUCACCAACGCAUCCAAGUUCCACCUGCCGGUCCGAGCCUACACCGGCUUCCUAGAGCCUCUCGUCCUGCCUCCCAGUCUGAAGGAGAACAUCUUGGACUUUGGAGUUUGUAGUGCGACCGACACCAGCAGCGUCACGUUUGUGGUGGUCAACAGUAACCCCAUCGAGCUGGAGAUCAAGUCCUGGCUGGUGACGGGCGACAGUCUGUCGAUGGAGCUGCUGAAGACGGAGAAGGGGAACUCCUCGGCGGCCCUGAGUCGCCUCCGAGAGCUGCAGAACAGCUCGGCCUCCCAGCAGAAGACGGUCAUCUUGGCGUCGGGCUACUACGCCGCCUUCAGGGUGACUCUGGUGGCCGCGGCGCUGGAGGGCGCGUACGACGGAGCCGUGCACAUCACCACGGACUACGAGAUACUCACCAUCCCAGUGAGAGCGCUCAUCGCCGUGGGGACCCUGAACAGCUCUCCCAAGCACAUCGUCCUGCCAGCUUCAUUUCCAGGUAAAGUCGUCCAUCAGAGCUUCAGCAUCCAGAGCUCCUUCACCCAGAAGGUCCGGCUGCAGCAGAUCCGCUCGCUGACCGAAGACAUCCGCUUCUACUACAAGCGGCUCCGCAACAACAAAGACGAGCUGGAGCCACGCAGGAAGUCCAAGGUGGCAAACAUUUAUUUUGACGCCAGCCUGCAGUGUGGGGACCAGUGCUACGUGGGGCUGCCCUUUGUGCUGAAGGCGGAGUCUAAGCCUCACGGGCUCACCCUGCAGGAGGACAUCUGGGACGCCGACGUCGACCUCCACCAGAAGCUCCUGCGGCGCUGGAAGGAGCUCAAGGAGCGCUCGGGCCACAGCGUUGAAGCCGUCUUCGAAGUCAACACGGACCUCCAGAAGAACGUUCAGGCCAGAAUCACGGCUCACCUGACGUGGCCCUCGCUGGUCAACUCCUCCCGGAGCAUCCUGUUCCCCCUGACCAACACCAACGGGUCCUCCGAGGAGGAGGUGAUCCUGCAGAACCCGGCUGACGUGCUGGUCUACGUCCAGGUCCUCCCCUUGGCCCUGUUGCCCAACCCCUCUGUGUUCUCUGGGAAGCUGGCUGACAGGUUGCCGUUUGGAAAUCUGUCCAACAUCAACAUCGACACGAGCACUUUGGAGUUCCAGGUUCACAGGAAUCAGACGUCGGUCCUGAGGAGCAGCUCGGGCUUCGUGGAGGGGUCAACCAGACCUUUUGUGUACAACCUCCUCCUGCUGCCCGGAGAGGUCAAGGCCUUCAGCGUGAGGUUCACUCCCACCAGCAACCACAGCGUCUCCUCCCUCCUCAUCGUCAGGAACAACCUGACGGUGAUCGACACCAUCGUGCUUCACGGUCGAGGAACCACGGAGAGCCUGAAGGUCGCCGGGAAGCCGCCGGGACACGGCAGCUCCCUGAGGUUUAAGAUGACGGAGGCGCUGCUGAAGGACUGCAUGGACCGAGUGAAAGUGAAGGAACCGAACUUCACCCUGAAGAGAACGUUCCGGGUGGAGAACACGGGUCUGCUGCCCAUCACCAUCCGGCCGGCUCAGAUCAACGGACAGGUGUGCGAAGGUUACGGGUUCAAGGUUCUGAACUGUCAGGACUUUGACCUAAAGCCCAACGCGUCCAAAGACCUCAUCAUACUGUUCACACCCGACUUCACCUCCUCUCGAGUGAUCCGGGAGCUGAAGCUGGUGACGUGCGGAGGUUCAGAGUUCGUGUUUGUCCUGAACGCCUCGCUGCCCUACCACAUGCUGGCGUCCUGCGCGGAGACGCUGCCCCGGCCGAGCUGGGAGCUGGAGCUCUACGUCAUCGUGUCGCUCAUCAUGAGCUCCAUGUUCCUGCUGGUCAUCGCCACGGCCUACCUGGAGGCGCAGAGCAUCUGGGAGCCCUUCAAGAGGCGCGUGUCGGUGGAGGCCAACUCCUCCAUGGAGACGGGGAGGCCCUUCAACCUCAGGGAGAUCGUGCAGAUUCACAGUGACUCAAAGUUGAACGACUUCGCCGACGGCGCUCCGGCCUCCAGAGGAGCGUUGGCCUCCAGCAACGGGGCGGCUCGGGUCGGAGGCCGGCAGGGAACCGGCCGCACCUUCUCCGACUCGGACAGCCAGGACAAGAGGACCCGGACCUUCGGCCGCCCGGCGACGCAGACCGCUGCCUCUCAGCUGGCCAGAGGAAGUACGACCCCGGGCCCUGAAUGCCCCCCCCCUCCUCCCCCCGCCGCCUGCCAGCUGACCAACCGGAAGGCUCGGAGCGCCAAACAGCCGGAGCUCCAGAGGGGCCUCAGCCCCGAGGAGGCGGAGUACGCCAACCUGAUCGGAGCCAUGGACCAAGACCUGGACCGCCCGGACCCGCUGAGCGGCGAGGCGCUGCAGGACCAGAGCGCCCAGUCCGUACAGAACAAAGGGUUGGAAUCCAAAGGGAAACUCCGGGGGAAAACAAAAGCCCAGCGGAAGAAGGAGGAGAAGGAGAAGAAGCCGGCGGUCAAGACUCUGGGAGACGAGCUAAAGGACAACAUGGCCGACAACGACGACAGCUCCUCCACGACCACGGAGACGUCCAACCCGGACACGGAGCCCAGCAUCAAAGAGGAACCAAUGAAAAAGAAAGGAAGGACAGUAACGACGGCAAAAGUAAAAGAAGAAACUUCUACCUUCCUCAUUAAGCCCAAAACCAAGAAACCGGGCCCCCCGAAGAAGGAGAACCCGGCAGAGAAGUCCAGCUCUCUGGAGCUGCCGUACGUCACGCCGCUGGAGAACAAGCAACGCAAGAGCUUCACGUCCAAAGCGCCGCUUCCUGUGAGCGGCGCCCCGAAGGCCCGGCCGACGCAGAAGAGAUUUGAAGGGAAGCUGGAGGACGGACGCCCCUCCCUGCUGGCCGGCGGCCCGAUGCCCGAUGGCCACAGCAGCAGCUCCGACGGAGAGAAGGACUUCGCUGCUCCUGAGUGGGACGUCCCGCUGUCCAACCACUGCGUCCAAGCAGACUGCAGUCUGCAGCAGAUCUCCCUCCAGACCCUGAAUGCAGACCCGUUCCUGAAGAGGACCUCCUCCACAGCAGAGACCUGUUCCCCUCCCCCCACCUCCCCCGUGCUCUUGUCCCGGGGCUCCUACAGCAGCGUGCUCAACAGCAACAGUGAGGGGAACCAGAAGAAGGCUCCAGGUAACAAGCUGUGUGCAGCACCCCCCCUCCCAGGGAAGAACGGGACCCCCACCUUCGCUGCUGUGGCUGCCGGCUACGACAAGAGCCCAGGUGGAUCUGGUCCAGGGAAGACCGACAAGCCUCUGGCUCACAUGACGUCAGUGGAGAGCGAAGGCUCCGACAGCUCUGGACUGUGGAGCCCCAUCGACUCGGCCGGGAGUCCAAACUUCCAUUGUGCCAACUCCUUCUCUGCUUUCGGACCCAACAGCUCCUUCAACCUGACCAAAGUUUUCAGUGGGAUGAACGUCCCGAAGUCCUCGGAGCCUCAGCAGAGCUGGCCGGAGUUUAGCUCCGCCUCCUCCAUCUGGGACACGCCCAGCAGCGACUCCCUGCACACGUGGCCGAGCAGCUCCGGCUCCCCGACGGCGCCGACCGCCUCCCUCCUGGGCAGCGGCCGGAACCCCUGGUCGGCCUCGACGCCCUUCGGCAGCUCCAUCUGGUCGACGAGCGCGGACUCUGCGCUGCACCCGUUCCCUCCGCCGCCCGGUUCCAUCGCGCUGACCGACCUGGUCGGCGUCCCCGCCCCGUCGCCGCCGCCCGUCGCCGCCACCACCGAGUUGAGUCGGACCUACAACCCGUGGAACAUGUGGCGGCCGACCCUGAGCCGGCGCAGCUCCGAGCCGUGGCCCAGCUCCUCCGACACUUAGCACUUAGCGGACGUCUUUUCUAACCGGAGAACGCCGUGUUACCGUGGUAACGGGUCGGCUAGUUCUCUGCAGCUUUUUAUUUCCCGGGGGGCAGAAGUGCUAACUUUUAAUUUGUAUUUGUUUUAACAGGCGCCCUAAAGUAAGACUGCUGGCAGCAUGCUAUGCUAACGGUAGCAUUGUAUGCUAAUGGCAGCGCGGACAUUUAGCUCUUAAAGUGACGCCGCCUCGUUCCCAGAGGUCCGGUCCACGUCGCUGAUGUUCAGUAUUAAUGUUUUCACCAUCGUUUUGCUUUCGUUUUGGUUUUGAAAAGUCCAAGAAUUUGAAAUCUGAAAAAUAAGUUUCCUCAGAACGCCAAACGUUUAGUUUUAAGAAGAAUAACCAAAACGCCCUCUGUGAGAACACGUUGGUGAUGAAACACUUUGAGUUCCUACUGAACGUCGCCUCAUUGGUCAGCUAAUUUAAAUAAAGGUUUUCAGCACAA